Messenger RNA from Penicillium taxi, 1503 nucleotides. RefSeq lists its product as uncharacterized. The record is from RefSeq and is a predicted model, not a curated record. The coding region runs from base 1 to 1503 and encodes 500 amino acids. Gene Ontology annotation, biological process: transmembrane transport. NCBI's taxonomy places the organism in Eukaryota, Fungi, Ascomycota, Eurotiomycetes, Eurotiales, Aspergillaceae. Gene Ontology annotation, molecular function: transmembrane transporter activity. The transcript has 8 exons.
AUGAUCUCGACAAUGUUCACUUUAAUCUCUGGCGUCGGUGUGCUUCUAGUAGGACGUCUUGGAGACAUUUUUGGCCGCCGAUACUUCCUCAUUGGAGGCCAGCUACUCGGCCUUGUUGGAAGUUUAGUGUGCGCAACUGCCAAAAAUAUCCCGACUGUCAUCGUUGGCAGUUCACUAUGUGGCCUUUCAGCUGCCGUCCAACUAACUUUUACCUUUGUUAUUGCAGAAUUAGUUCCCAAUAGAGUCCGGCCGCUCGUCAAUGGUGGUAUCUUCAUCACGACCUUUCCCUUUGCUGCGUUUGGGGGCCUUAUUGCCCAGCUUUUCAUCACCAGGACGAAAAUGUCCUGGCGAUGGAACUAUUACUUGAACAUCAUCACUUGCGGUCUCUCUUUGAUACUGUUUAUAUUAUGCUACUUUCCACCUGGCUGGGAGGCUAAGCGGAAUUCCAAUAAGUUCGAUGAGCUAAAAAGCUUUGACUUCGUUGGACUUGCCCUCUAUGGGGCAGGUCUAGUUUUACUCCUGCUCGGACUCUCAUGGGGAGGGUCUUCCUAUUCAUGGAGCUCAGCUCACGUUAUAUGUGCUAUUGUUAUUGGCCUUGUGAUGCUUCUUCUCUUUGUUUCAUAUGAGUUCUUUAUGCCUCUCAAGCAACCCCUACUUCCAAUGUCUCUUCUCAAGCAACGCACAUACAGUGCCACUGUAUGUGCUGCUCUGGUUGGGAACAUGGUAUAUUUCUCGUUCAGCCUUUUGUGGCCCCAAGAAAUUUCUUCAAUAUUCGCAACAGACGGUAUCGAGGCCGGUUGGCUAUCUAUAUCUACUGGAACUGGUCUUAUAUUGGGGGAGAUCUUGGCCGGCUUCAUGAUGAAACCUCUUGGGAAUUCUAAACUUCAGCUUAUCAUCUCUACUGUGGUUAUAACGGCUUUUUCCGGGGCCAUGGCUGCUCUAAAUCCAUCCAGACUGGCUUGUGGAAUUGCGUUCACAGGGCUUGGCGGACUUGCAACAGGAUACUUAGAACUUAUAACGUUGAUCAUGUGUCCCUUAUAUUGCAAGCCUGAAGAUAUCGGUCUCGCAAGUGGGUUUCUUGGAUCAGCAAAGCAGGUUGCAGGCACUAUAGCGGCGGCUAUUUAUGUUGCAAUUCUCAAUAAUCGUGUCGUUGUCGUUUUGCCAGAAAAGAUCUCUUCGGCGGCUUUGGAAUCUGGUCUUCCCCAAAGUUCACUUAAUUCCCUUCUUGAGGCUACAUCCUCUGGCAAUGCCAUGGCGAUUGGAGCCGUUCCUGGAAUUACGGAUCAUAUUGUUCAAGCCGUUUUCACAGCAACCAGGAUUGCAUACGCUGAUUCAUUUAGUACUGUGUUUCUCGUCAGUAUCCUAUUUGGUGGCCUCGCAGUUAUUGCUACUUUGGCCUCUGCUUCUGUGGACGAUAAGCUUGAUAAUUCGGUCGCUGCAAAGUUGUCCUGCUCUUGGGAUAGCCACAAUGAGAUACUUACGGGUGAGCUUGAGUUGAAAUAA